Messenger RNA from Solenopsis invicta (red fire ant), 1850 nucleotides. RefSeq names its product protein henna (gene Hn). Bases 395 to 1738 code for a protein of 447 amino acids. Gene Ontology annotation, biological process: L-phenylalanine catabolic process; L-tyrosine biosynthetic process. NCBI's taxonomy places the organism in Eukaryota, Metazoa, Arthropoda, Insecta, Hymenoptera, Formicidae. The transcript has 8 exons. The record is from RefSeq and is a predicted model, not a curated record. Gene Ontology annotation, molecular function: iron ion binding; phenylalanine 4-monooxygenase activity.
UGCAAAGAGAAAUCGGCCUUGACUUCCAAACUGUCCUCUACAAUCAAAAUGAUGUAAAUCCUUUCACGGAUUGCAGUAUUUGGUUUUUUGCAUUACUUUUUCUACAUAAUAAAAAAUUUAAUCGUUUAUUCAAGCAUUUCUUACUGUUUAUCAUGCUAUUUUUAUGCACGUAUAAGGAAAUUAUUGUGAAUGCAGAAAUCUUCAAGAUUGCCGGUGCAUGAGAUUUCCAUCAAUCAUUUCAUCAGAUCUAGAACAGGAGGGGGAGUUCUUGCAUCGUAUAUAUAUAAAGAAAAGAACGCUCAACUGUACUUUUAAUCCGUCAGUAUACUUUAUAGUUUAACUAUCAAGACAUGUGAAUACUUAUACUUAAAGAACACUGUUAUUCAAUUGUACAAUGGCAACUGUAAUAAUAGAAUCGCCGAAACUGAUUCAUGGCGGAAAUUAUAUCAAAGAAGGCAGAGAUUCAGCUAAGAGCACUUGCUUAAUUUUUUCUCCGAAAGAAGAAGAUGAAGUUGGUUCAUUAGGAAAAUAUCUUCAGCUAUUUGUGAAACACAAAGUGAACCUCUUGCACAUCGAAUCCAGAAGUUCUCUUCGACGACCAAACGGCUAUGAGUUUAUGGUGGACUGCGCACCGGGCGGUAAUAUAGCCUCUGCAAUUGAGGCUUUACAAGCUGAAUGCAGCUACUUUUCGAUAAUUUCCAGAAAUUACAAAGACAAUAUGAAUACAGUCCCAUGGUUUCCGAGAAGGAUACGCGAUCUUGAUAAGUUUGCUAAUCAGAUUUUGUCUUAUGGUGCCGAACUUGAUAGCGAUCAUCCUGGCUUUACGGAUCCUGUAUACAGGAAAAGAAGGAAAUAUUUCGCAGACAUUGCUUAUCAUUACAAACACGGACAGCCUAUUCCAAAAGUGGAAUACACGCCUGAAGAAAUAGCUACGUGGGGUGUUAUCUUCAGAAACUUGACUAAGCUUUAUCCAAAGUACGCGUGUAGGGAGCAUAAUCACGUUUUUCCGCUGCUUGUUGAAAAUUGCGGCUAUCGAGAAGACAACAUACCCCAACUGGAUGAUAUAUCCAAUUUCUUGAAAGACUGCACUGGCUUUACGCUUCGCCCAGUGGCAGGAUUACUGUCUUCACGUGAUUUUCUGGCUGGAUUAGCCUUUAGAGUGUUUCACAGCACACAAUACAUACGACACAGCAGUAAACCACUUUACACGCCAGAACCGGACGUAUGCCACGAAAUCCUGGGCCAUGUGCCACUCUUCGCCGAUCCAUCUUUUGCGCAGUUUUCACAAGUUAUUGGUCUAGCAUCCCUUGGUGCUCCAGACGAAUAUAUAGAGAAACUUGCAACGUGUUUUUGGUUCACGGUGGAAUAUGGAAUAUGCCGACAAAAUGGAGAGUUAAAAGCUUAUGGUGCUGGUUUAUUAUCGUCUUUCGGUGAAUUAGAAUAUUGUUUGAGCGGCAAGCCUGAGCUUCGACCUUUUGAUCCACCAAAGACUGCAUUGCAAAAAUAUCCGAUAACGGAAUAUCAACCAGUAUAUUAUGUUGCCGAAGACUUUGAGGACGCAAAAGAAAAGAUGACGAAAUUUGCUCAAAGCAUACCAAGAAAAUUUGGAGUGAGAUACGAUGCUUAUACACAGAGUAUUAGCAUUAUCGACAGCAAACAACAAGUGGAAGCUCUUGUAAAUAACGUGAAUCAGGAAGUACAAAUUUUGACUGACGCAUUAAAGAAAUUGCAUCACUAAAAUCAAUUUUAUUCUUUGUUAUUUUUACAUAAUAUAUAUAUUCUAAAAUAAUAUCACAAUUUAUGCACAUCUUUUAAUAAAAUAUCAUACUGUGUUAUGUUGUAAAAAAAAA